Molecule: messenger RNA, 24913 nt
Organism: Spirometra erinaceieuropaei
Lineage: Eukaryota; Metazoa; Platyhelminthes; Cestoda; Diphyllobothriidea; Diphyllobothriidae
Source: the annotation of a GenBank genome assembly
AUGGUACAGGAAGAAGAUGACCAUGGGCUCACUGAGUGCAUGUGCGUUAUACGGGCGAAGGCAGAUACGGUACGUUUGCUUGCACUGGCAGUUAAUUUGCCGAUACCAUUGCUUGUACCGCUGUCCUGGGGUCAAAAUAGUCUGAGGUACACUCGGCAGCUGCUCGACUUCAGCGGUUGGUCUGUAUGGCUCUCUUUUGCAACUUACUUCAGAAGUUACCUUUGGCUGUAUAUUGUUUGUUUUAUUAUUCAGAUUUUACAGCUUGUACUAAAUCUGGUCGUUUGUUUGUUCGGCCCACCAUUAUCGACUCUGACACAGAAAUUCAAACGAAAUAUAAAGUUGAGCUAGGGCAGUAAGUUUGUCCAGCGUCUCCAAUUAUUUUAUAAGUAUCCCCAACUGCUGGAAGCUGAGAAAAUAGUAAGUUUAUGUCUCAAAGACGUUCACACUUCUCGACUGUACAUUUAUCUUACUUGCAUGUAGUAUGGCUGUGACCACGACAGUUCAUUAACCAUACAGGCGCCGAAGAGCAACGUGAGAAUAGCCCCUAAACCCCCCCGCUCCUCUGAAUGCUCAAAAGUACUCGCCAAGGGUAAUUGGCGUUAUCACUUCCCUAAAUGACCUGACGUACUGAUCUGUGGGUGCUAUGAAUAAGACGUCAUAUAUAUUGCUUACCCUUGUGCAUCGGAAUAAUAUCGUACCUAUGGAAAAUUCUAGAAUAUUUUCAGAAAGUGGGAAGCAGAUCCGUUUAAGAGGCCUUCGGUAAGGGUUAAGUAUAUGUGCGGCGUAAGGAAAACUAUGGAAUACUGCCUAUAAUACUUUCAAAUGUAGGCGUUUUUCGGUAGAGUUUUUGAUCGACCUUUCGUCGGCAGGAGGACAUUCGCCAACCCGUACCACCCCGAGGCGUCUGUGCUGCUGAAAUGUUUAUAUUGGUUCGUUGUUCUGUACCCCCACACGUAACUCUUUAGUAAGAGGAAAGCUCAUUUUAAGAGAUAAUUCGGGACGGAGAGCAGUCAGGUAGUAAAAAAAGUACUCAAACUAUUGUUAGAUGGAACGCAUAGGUCUACCAGUAAAGUAGGAGUGUUAAAACGCUGGUGAAUUAGUUAAAAAAACAGGUAUCAUUCUCUUAACCUGCGCAUCUACUUAACUCUUACCAGGUUUUCUUUGAAAGACAUACGAAUUGAUGCACUUGACCAGGACAGUCAAACUACACGGGAACUCUAUGGAUAUCUUAGGCAUGUUUAAGGACUGUUGGUUUCUAAGGCCUCCGGUAGGAUAUAAUACUAGCUGCAGUAGUAUUUUUUUCUUGGAGUAUGCUUGAGAUUCCAAAAACCAGGCGUGGACAGAAAUCUAUGAAACCUGUAAAUCAACUGCAGCACGAGUUGGUAUUCCUAAUUUAUAGCCACAAGGUUAAAACAGCCUAAACUAGAUCAUUUAGGUGGACCUGGAUGUUCGGUUAGUAUCGGAAAACAAGCUUGGGUUGGCCCACUUUGCCAGCUUCUCCGUCCUCUAUCGCCUGGCUUAUCCGACUGGUGGACAGUCAUUCGAAGGAAAAUUCUCUCUUCAGUGUUUUGAUUGGUAGAACCUAUGAACUGGCUAACUGGCCGCUGCAUCAUCCUAUCAAGUUUCAUUUCUUUGGAGUUCUCGCUGAGACUUUUGGGGAUAUGGUUCACAGCAAGCGCAAGCGCCCCUCACUCGAAUUAAAGUGUGAGCCUGGCCUGUAGGGACUCACCACCGUCUAAGAACGUCAUCAUUCGUUUGCCAGAACGCACUUUUGAACGCACGGGCUGUAUUAGUUAUUUAAAUAUCUCUCACUUUCCUGCUCUCUUCCACACAUACACACAAACACACUCAAACGAUAUUUCGGUGGCCGUAAGCCACGCGAUGCGUCCGGCCAUGACUAUUGCGUAAAUUCACUUACUCUGAAACAGAACUGUGCCAUACAUACCGCGUUCCAGUUACAAGUCCGGCGUCCGGGUGUUGGCAAUAGCUGGAGAAGAUAACCAUCCCGCCCGCACUAACCACACACGACCUAGACUCUGGCCCCAUAUGCAUCGGGCUUCGCCAAGGUGGGCUCUAAGAUCGGAAGUAGGUGACACUGUCAUAGAGGUCUCAUUAAGAAGCCACCACUGCAGCCCGACCCUAAUUCUCAAGGAGAGUAGAGUUGUCCAGUUAGCUGACAAUCAUUCGAGUCGGGAUUUGUGGCGCGUCGUGAUAGGUUCAAGCAUCUUCGAUUUAGUAGGGUAAGGGAUGCGUUGACUUGUCAUGCAGUUGGAGUCUUCCUCAAUGUUGAUCUAUCUCCCAUCUUACAUGUAACACUGAACUGUACGAGCAUGCCAGCCGAUUGGCGAUUACGUUGGAUUCAGCGACCGACAUAAUAAAAAAGCCUCCCUCAAAACUUACAAUAAGCGUGUGCGGUUAGUAGUUAAGGAUUUAAGCAAAUCCAGCACGGCGAGAGAGAUAGAGGGCUUAAUGCAAAAUCCUCAAGGCCACCCAAGACAGUUCUUCAUUUGGUUGUCUUGCCACUCAUUACAACUCCCUGUAACUAAAGAGCGCUUGAUAACCGGCUUCUGCAUGCGUUUCUCGGACUGUAACUCCUCUAUGGCCACAAGGAUUAUCAAAGAUCCAUAGAGACUUUUUGUGCUUAGAACCAGACGAUUUUCGGUGAUACCGUAGUAAAUGUUCGUCAAAGAUAUGUCACGGCUAUAUCCUCGUAUGCUUGCUGACGAGUGCGAGCUGAAGUGAAGCAACUCACUUUGAGUUAUUUGUCUAAAAGACACAGCCUUACAUAUAAGGGACCAUAAAUCUCUUUUAUACAUUGAAAUAAACAUCAAAUUUCGGUCUACACCUAUAAGCCUUAGGAUAUGCUGAUCUACUCCAAGUUCGCAGUUAAUUUCUGAGGAAGUUAAAAAGCAACCAUUUGUAAACUGGACUGUCUAUCAGAAAGCAAGCGGAGAAUGCCAGGGGGACCCACUGAAGAGCCUAACCCUCUGAAGAUGUGCCAUGCAGUGGGAGAAUAUAAGUGAAACACGCAUGUCUGGGCUUUUAGCGAGUACCUGUGUUGCCAGUACGGUAUCUAGUGGCUCUAAAAUUUAAUACUAGCUGCCUGUCGGCAGUUAACGAAUGCUAGAUGGUUGUCCCGCUGUGGCUGAUGUACUUUGGCCAAAAUAUUCAUGCAUCAAAUUUCUGUGUGCGCAUAUAGACCUUAGCAUAUUACUGAUGUACUCCAAGUUCGCAGUCACUUUCUGAGAAAACUAAAAAGUUACAAUGAACUGAACUUUUAACCGGUCGAUGAAAUUCACUCGAGCAUGCACUAAAGCGCAUGACAGCGGAACAUUGUCUUAAAGCAAGCUUUACCUUUUUUCAAAAUGCAUUUUUUAAGACAGUUUAAAAUAGUUUGCGCGUCUUUCUUUUGACAAAAGUUAUCGAAAGACGGCAAAACCCGUUAAAGUUUUACCAGACACACUCCCGGCUGUGCUGAUGGACGCCUGCGGGUAUUUGAUGAACCGGCGGCACUUCAGAAAUGCGCACUUAAUUCCAUACAUCUAGAUAUCGUACUCAAGUAGAAUUAAGAUUGCGGUUACAGUGAGACAUUUAUUUGCAGCUGUUAGGAGGGUUUCCAGGAGAUCAAUUCUAGAGUCUUUUUAAAUAUUUGGGUAGUUGUGAGGUUUUUCUGAAAAGACGUUUGGAUGGAUUUUGCUGGCCCAUGCUUGUAAAGUUUCCCCAGAAUGUCUGGGCUCAUUUUAAAGUUUACUUUAUAAUUUGGCUCGAAGGAUUGGACAUGGUUCCAAUCCGCGACUGCCAGACCACAUUUCAGUGUGUGGAAAAACCGUUGAGAAGAUACACUGCUGUAGUAACUGCUAGGUAAUGCAACUAACAGCUGAAAUGUUACUCAUGAGCCACGUGAUCCAACCACUCGCCUUCGCGCUGGAGGCAUUGUAACUAGUCGAUAUUCCCCUAUUUCUCUCACACAGGGUGCGUCUACUUAAGCGCCGCAGGAAGGCUUAGUGAUCAAGCCUGUUUUUAACCGGAUAACCCCUCAAAGUGGGCUUCAUGAACACAGAUUUCUAAAAUACUGGGGAUUUUACCCCUCCAUUUAUGGUUGCUGAAUCGAACCAAUGUAACUUAACGUUACAGCCUUACUCUAUGUCCAGUGUUUAUGAAACUACUAACGGAUAUAAGUGGACUCCUAAGAAAUCAAUGUAAAAGAUUUAUAUGACAAUUACUGUUGGACGCUGACAGGACCCGAAGUUGGUUGCCAGGUGCAAGUUAAUAAUUUUCAAGUUGUGCUUGCACGUGUAGGCUGAAAUUUACAGAAAUUCAUGUACGGGAUCCUUUUCUAAUAGGUAGGCCUUCCCACUGAACUGCCCGAAAACUCCCGCAAAAACUUGCCCGUCCUCACAAUGGAUUCUCAAGUAUUUCACCCGCUUGUUGAACCCCUGGUUCUUGUCGCCGCCUAUACGAAGGUAGGUUUUUAGUUUUAAAAUGACUUGCAAUGUAAUGCUGCUUGUCUUGGCGAGUAUGAGCAUGAUCCUCAGCUGCGGUCUACAGAUGGUGCUCAGCACAUUUGGGUAAGAGAAUCUGGCGGAGAAAUGUCCAUUGAAAACCACAGCACUUUUUCACUUACUUUACUACAAAGAUUAAGUUAUCGCUUCUUUAUGCACUGGCUACAUUAAAUGAUUUACAGUAGUUAAGAAAGGGACCGAUGAGAGUUUGCUGAAAGUAGAGUAUAAUCGGAAAAUAUCCUGCUAUUCCCGCAAUUCUGCAAAAAUAAAGUCGGACUGAAAGCGGUAUCUUUGUAUUACUCAGCCUCUCUUCUGUAAGACAGAUACGAUGAAUUCACUAUGUGAUAUCUCGGUCUCUCGCGAAAUUUCUUUUCACGCUUUAUGUAGUCCCUUCCCUUCCUCAACACCUUUCUCGAUGGGGACUUAAGUUUGCGAUUUUUGGAGUCCGCUUCAGUCCUUCUAAAUGAAGCCGUCAUGAAAACAAAGGAGGCCAACUCCAUACUAAACAAUCCCGUGUUAGAGGUCAUCGAAGAAGAUUUCGACAUUUAUCGUCACUUGAAUACUCCUAAGGCCCUGGACACUGGGUUUGGGGCCUCUUCAAAGGAGAGGGACCCGAUUUUCAUGAUUGGCUUCUGUCAACUCUAUCUGGCUGACACUUUGAUGCACUGCUCUGUCGCUUCACUGUCUAUCAAGUUGCUUACAUGUCCGGGUGAGUUAGCCUUCAUUGGGCUUUUACUAUCCAGGUUAAUGCACUCAUUUCCAUUAGUGAAAUUAUUUUAUUACAACCUGUACAAUUUUCAAGCCACUCCGCGUUUGCUGAGUCAUUUUAAGAAGGAGUUACCCCUAUGGGUUUGUCCCGAGUACCAACUUCUAUAUGGCUGACCUAUUCCACUAAGGAGAGACAAAAGUCUUAUUGACAAAGAAAGUGAUCACGGUCAUUAAAAAAACAAAAAGCGAUUUUCAAAAAACAGACCUUGAAUGAAGCGCCGCUGUUAAGUUUAAAUUUAGUCAGGAAGGGAAGGAAAUUUCAAGCAAUGGGAACGGUUAAUAAUAAGUGAUGUUUACUUUCACACUGAAUUUUAGGUAUAUUUUUGGAGAUGCCAUCUACUUGGGGUUCCUACAACAUAUCUUUACCCAGCUUAUUUUAUUUGACGGAAGUGUGGGUGUUGUACCUUUGGGCCCCUAUCUGUUACAGGCAAUGGACGUAUAUCAAAAAGUUGCAAACGAAACACCAAACAGCUACAAAAUAAUUAUCGAAGUCGAAUAGAUAAACGUAUCAUUCCAAGUGUUAGAAAUGCUUGCACUACCAUGCAGGUUGUAAAGUAAACAGACUAUGCGUAACUGCGCUACAGAGACAGUAGUACGGCUUAAAUUACCUGCAGGCGCCAAAGUGAAUGACAGGAUGCGCGCGUGGUGACAAAAUUCAAAAAGAAACACUACUGACGUAUAGACAGUAACGUGUUGUUGACGUUGAGCGCCGGGACAGUAUUGGUCGGCUGGCAUUAAGAUGUGUGAUGCAUGCUGAUCAAGCUUUCGCUUAAUAGUCUCGACAGAUGUGAACAUAGCGAUAUCUACAGGCAGCGCAUCCCAAACUUUGACCACUUUUUUGGAGGAUAACUUCCGUGCGUUCAAACUGGCGCCAGUCACACGUAGUUUGAAUGAAUGACUUCGCGGGUUCUUUGUGGUCGCUAACUCAAAGAAGUUUCCAGAUACAAGACCGCAGUCUUGUAUCAGGUAGUUUCUUACCUGUCUGUAACUCAGAGGAAAGAUAUCAUAACUAGGUAACAGUGUUUCAUUGGGUAGUGAGCCCCGUACACUAAUGAGUUUGGUCUCACGCCUUUAACCUUCUCGAGGAUACUAAGGUCUUUAACGAUCCAGGGUUUCUGCGCUUAAAUAGCGAGCUCCAACUGUGGCCUCACAAACUUUCGAAACACAUUGACGAAACAGUCUCCAUUAAAGGUAGAGAAAGUCGGUUUGACAAGGAACAGGGCUGAUAUCGUGGACUUGGCUAACUUUGAGCAGCGUCGCGACGGCUUAGGUGAAGUCAUUAUCCACACCCUUAAGUCCUUAUUUCCUGUAACAGUACGUCCUUUAGGUGAUAAAUCCGGCGGUUAUGAGAUCGGGUCUGGGAGACUUACAGAAUGAUGUACUUGCUCACAUUCAACGGCAGAAGGCAAUCCUGCAACAAUUUGCGGACCGGAUCGGGUUUGCCUGCAAACGUUAUUCGUCAAAUUCGGUUCGCCCAUCAUUUACUUCUUUUCUAAAAUUUGUGUUUACUGCUGGGGUCUGUUGUUCAGUCCCUUACGCGAAAUGGUUAGUUGCUGAGAAGAAUGUGCAAUAACUCACUGAACUGUUCCCAGUCUUCGACUAGGUUGCUGAAAUAUGCAGAUUCCCAGUUUAUUCUGUUUAUUUCGGCUUUAAUUUAGACGAAGUCGCCGUACCAAAUAUUUCUCCCAACUCUGGUGGGCUGUUUGGUCGUUCGCGUGUUUGUUACAAGUGGGUUUCUGUGGGUGAGAUUACAUCUGGAGCUAGAUCACAGAGGUGGAUCUUCAGAUCGUCUAGUUUUGAUAACAUACUCUGCGAAUUGGUGUAUAUGAAACUGAGUUUUCGAUUUACUAGAGAAAUGGUUUCGAUGCAGUUCAAAACUUUGUCUCUUGUGUCGGCUGCGCGAUCAUCCAGAUCGGUUAUUGUAGAUGACUUAAUUCCGUUCUCCUUCACUGAGCCUCUUUUUCAAUUCAAAAAUUAGUAGACGAAGUUUCGGUCUUUCUUUGGGGAGCAGUCCGGUUGAAAAAAACGUCUGGUUUGGAUUAUUUUAUUCUAAAGUAUCUGGCUUGUUCCCUACAGGCCAGCAAAACUUUUGAAGGUCGGGCUCUUGUUGAUACUGGCUGAUCGUUUGUCCGUUUUCCAAGACGGAAGGAUUUGAGCACUUCAAUUGCCUCAGCGGGUUCAAAAAUAUUAUUCAGCAGACUUUUGAAGAGCGUUAGGUCUUCCAAAAGCAUCUCCUUGGGGGUGUUGGCGUUUGAUUCAGGAAGCUCCUGAAUAAUGAGACAUUGCUCUCUGACGACUUUGUUAAUAUUUUCUGCUGAUGUGUCGUUUUCUAAGGGGUAUCAUGGUGGAUCAGAUGUUCGUUCGUGGUUUUGUUGUUUAACCCAUGCUUUGACAGACUUGGAAGAAGCCUUACGCACGAGCGGCCGUGAAUAAUGGCCUGUAGUUUCGAUGUUUGACUAGACACCACUGCUUGUGCUGAGUUCAUUCAAUCUGAAAUUUCUCUGAGCGGUGUUUAAGGUCUUAGGACUCUCGACAUUAAUCGCUGUUGACUGGGCGGUUGUCGAAGUCCCUGGUUUGGAUGCCUUGGAAGUGUCCCUCGGAAGCGGCUGUCCAUUUACAGGAGCUUUUUUGCCCAAUCGUCGGGCAAAUAAAAUUCUUGUUCCAGCGAUUGCUUGUCUUUCUGUCGGACUGUUUCCUGGAACUUGCCUCUCUGCUUACCUCGACAUCAGCAGUCCUCUGUCGGAAUUAUUUGGAUUGCCGGCAAUGCAAACGCAUCAGAGAAUAUAGAUUUCUUUGCACAUGAAUGGCUGAACACAUAUUAUCCAUGAGAAGUGAUAACGCUAACUCGUAUUCGUGGUUUAUUAGUUCCAAUUAGGUGACCUUUCCAAAUUUGAAGAGUCCUGAGCUGUUUUCGCCGGAGUUCUGACGUAAGGGCACUAUCAAUAAACAUCCUACCCUCCUCAAGCCGCACUCUGUCUGGGCAGGGUUAGGAACUCAUACUGGAGGCAAGCAGAUAAAUAUUACUCAGAAGGAACAAGAUAAUCAAGUCGUUAUCGUGCCACUUUCCAAGGCUGACUAUGAGGGCUCAGCAUUAAGCGACUGGAAGCGGCCCUCGAGGCAAUGGUUGCGCCGAUUAUGAAAACUCACAUUGCAGACUCGGCGAAUGGCGAUUGUGGUGUUUCAUGUCAAUCAGUAGGAUUGUGGAUAUAUAGCAACCCGAUUUUAGAAAUCUUGGAUCAUUUUGCAUCCCAUUCCCACCCUUUUUGAUGAUGGAUUCGAAUAUACAUCUAAAACGUGAACGGAUUAAGGCUCUUGCUCUAGUGUUCGCAUCUACACCCGUUUACUCCCCACCCACAGUUCACCUUUUUUAAAAACGACAGUUCGACUGUAGCAUCCGACUAUGUCCACCGUGUGCUCCACAGCAAGGUGAAGCAGGUACGGUGACUUGCGCGUGAUUAAGUUUAUGGUGAAUGGAGACUUGCGCAGCAUCUACCGCACAACCCCUCCUCCCCCACCUGAAUCGAUGUCAAGACAAAGUCAAGAAGACCGGAGGCUGGGAUGGCGCAGGUGAAUGGCACAGUGGAGCCCACACCUUUGCCCUCCAUUCCACACCUCUUGUUCCAUACAGCAAAUUACCAGGAUUUUAACCAACUACAACAAACGGUACUGGCGCGGUCGAAGUCGUGUCCAUGAUGGUGCUCCGGGUGCUGGUUAACCAGUCUCUGUGCAAUGGAUCCGCAAGUGACCGACCACGCUGACGUGUGAGGUGAAUGCGUGGGCGCAACAAGGACAGGUUGGGAGCGAGUGAACACCGCAGGAAGCGGGGGUGUUGCUGGUGAUGGUAGUAGAUGACGGGACGCCGGUUGUCGUCUCAUAGAUAGGGAGGGUGCGAGAAGUCGUGGUGUUGGCGGUGCUGUUCGCUGUGAUCAGCUUAGGGGUUCGAGCGGAUAGAUGAUGUCGGUGAUCGGUGGCAGCGUGGCAUCGACAGUGUAAUCACCCGUGACAUGGAUGGUUGUCGUCGUGGGGUUUUAGGCUGGGAUGACAGUAUGGGUGUUCGUUGACGGAGGAGUCAUCGUUGCCGGGUUGUUGCAGCAUCGCUUCCGAAGGUAUCUUACAAGGCCGAUUCGCUAGCGCGCGCAUACUGGAAGUGGCUGGCUGUUGGCACUGUGUAGUCGAGGCACCUGUGACUUUCGAUUCACACACACGUCUUGCCUGCAGUUUCUAGCCGCCACAGUCAUUGCUGACGAUUAGUUUAGGGGGUCUGUAAAAACACAAUCCUCGAUGGAGAGAUGGAUUGGCUGGAUUAACUAAACAAGAGUUUAUUAAGGUUUGAUGAUGCCAACACAGUCAAAAGUUGGAACAAAUCAAAGGGUAAAAUGGAGUUUUGUGAACUAAAAGGGAAACGGAAAUUGUGACAACAGACCUGCCAGGACAAAAUAGGAUAGGACAGGGAAGACAAAUUCGGCGGCACUGGUUGGGGUGGACUGUAGACGGUAACAGAUCUGCCGAUCGAAAAGCCUCGUCUGGAAGGUUCGUGGGCCGCUGCUAUGCUACAGCUGACCUUCAGCACUGCUACGAACCACGAAACGCGAACACAGGCAUGGUAAUGAUGACCAGUUAAACUGCAAAAACUGGUAAACAUGGUUAUUCCUCCCUGAGCUCCAACGGGUGCCGUGACGGUAGGUGGCAUAAGCAUGAGUACGUAGACCGCCAGGGCGAGUUUCUAUUGAGCACACUUUUGUCAUAUUUAUCUCGGUCUUUUUUGCUUCCGUGUUGACGACUUAACGUUCGAAUCGCGCUCAUUUACCUAUUCCAGAAAUGUUGUGCAGUCAUAUAUCACUACUGUCUAGACGCAUUCCUUCCUGCUAUCUCAUUUCACGAGGAAUUUUAGAUUCUUAUCAUUUUCUUUCAUCCAUAUUUUGAUAAAUCAAUGUGGAAGACCAGGUCUUCCCCUUGACCUUCAAUCCCUUGCAGUCUUUGCAUUGUUGCAUGUGAACUGCCUUCAGCUAUGUCAGGAGUGACGUCAUCGUGAUGUUCACUCUCUUUUGCCGUCGGGUUCUGUAAAUGGCACAAAAAUUUAAGGAGCAUAUGAUUUGGAGGACCUUGUUUAACGUCCACCUGGCCCCAAUAUCCCCCAUUGUAAGUGUUCCCACAAUGCAGUUUCUGUCUCCACAUAAUACUGAAUGCCACUCCUUCGGUUCGAAACGUCUACAAUAUUAACAUGAAAAGUUGAUCGGAGCAAACCCAACAGUCAAAUCCAACCCAAGGCCUAAGUGCCUGCGAUAAAUGGACGCGAGAUUUCCAUCCUUGCCUCGGAUAGUUCCAUUUGCCCCAGGUGGUUAUGUACAAAGGUUGGUAUCCAGACAUCGAGUGAAAUACAAGUAAAGCUUUUGUAUGAGUUCACCACUUUAUGGCAACCACCCUUCGCCGUCUUUAUGCACACUUCUCUGAGCACAUAGCUUUGAACUAAAGGCGUAAUGUACCUUUGGACCACAUAGAUAAGACCUCGAACAUUCAGGUGGUUCAGCGAAACCUAAAAAGUCCAACCUCCGUUGUAAGAGAGACGACCCAGAGCCUACCGUUUCGAAAUUGCGCGUCGGAUCCCCUAGUAGAACUGGAAAUAACGUCAUUUUCCCCGUCAAAUUGUCCGGAUUCGAACUCUACCUUGUCGGUGCUUACAAGUUAAUAUCCAGACAAAAGUAUUGCUAACAUUUCACACGUAGUUCCUGAAAGGAUGAAAAUUUCUGCCCCUCCCCCUUGUGGCAUAACUGUUAGCAAUCUGCGUUUGGGGGAGUAACCCCUGGAAAGGUUUCUCCUAGCGUUUCAGCGACUGGGAUGUUAAUUAGCCGGCCUGUCGACGAGAAAAGAAUAUAGCGAAUGGAGUCUGAUAACUUGGGAACUAGUUGUGUGCCUCUGGAAGGCUUGCACGGAAUUUCGCUGACUGACAUGGUGAUUACCUCAUUUGUUAAUCCGACGGUUACCGGCAUCUCCAGAAGUAACUUGCACUGACUGCCAAAACGCUACGUGAAUCAUGCGAAGAGGUCUUCGGGUGCGAAAGGAGAAUCAGCACGCAAACUACUCAGGACAAUGAAGAAAAACGCAUGCUGACUGAUGCGGCGGUGUGUUCAUACACUGUAUAUAGCGAAAAGAGUCCCUUUGAAGGCCCCGCAGACCUUCCGACUUGGGUUGCUGUUAAGGAAGUCAACAGGCAGCGGAUACAGAAACUAUUUCAAAGAGUAGUAGGGGUAAUAGGUUUAGCAGACAGGAAGUCAAGGGAGCGUGUAUUUCGAACUCCUUCGAACGCGACCAUAUGAGCCAUUUUGGCGACUGGACUGUCAGAUCUCCACCGUAACGCAUAAUUCUACUGCCGCAGGAGCGGGUGGGGAGGCAUGAAUCUGCAGCAAACUCUCCAUGAGAAUACAGCACCUUUUCGAUCGACGUAAAGUACGUUUAAGGCUCCGUUGCCCCUCGACUCGGUGAUAAAUAUCAUCAGAUGUGGUUAUUCCUCUGUAAGGAGGGUCUAAGCGUUUGUGUGACCAAGCCCAAUCAGCCCGUCCACGAGUGGCACACACGACCUUGUCCCCAGUCACACGCUUGCCAGAAUUUCAACGAUGGGGGUCACGGAGCUUACGCAAACGAUAAUGCUAUCAAGGUCAAAUGUGAAGGGGAAACAUUGCAGGCUUCCCUCCUAAUUCCUUGAAUUUUUUUCCUGCAGUUGCUGGUCCACGAAGACAAUAUUAGGGUUUCAUGACUUUUUCUGGAAUCAACUAUCGAGAAUAAGUCCUUACCCAAGACAUAAAUAAGGACGAGUAACGAGCCCAGUAGAGAUUUUGCCAGUAGUGUUGAAAUGGCAUAUUCUUCGGUGUUUGUUGCGACUUCACCCAUCUAAUUUGCGUUUGUUUGGGUAAACAACGAUCGCGUGCUUGAAGUGCUGCGAGGUUUACUUGUCCUCACACCUCUUGGAAUAGCUAUUUGAUUUUGCCCACAAGGCAAGGGCCACCGUACUGGUACAUUUCGACGGGCAUUCAAUUCGUUCAAUUUUGUGCUAUGGUUUCGUCGCAGGUCAUGCCAGCGUGUGUUCGCCUACGAUUCUCCAUGUAUGCCGACUACUAUCGUGCAUGAUGUAAAAUCUUACCCUAUCAUGUGGGUAUCAGUGUUGAGACUUUGUUUGCUUUAUGCACGGAAAUGGGAUCUUCUGAAAGUGGCAUAUAGUUUGAUAAAGAAUAACAAGUAACGUUAAAGUGGCGCGACACUAGUACACGAGGACAGCAUCAAACUAAGAAAUGAUGACGGUAACCUGUUCGAAUUUUUUCCCUAGAUGCUCAGCGCUGGUUGGAUAUAUGGGAGGCAUCCCACGACCAAGUCUUCAAGUUAAAAGCCGCCAAAAUUCGUGCCAACCUAGAGACGCACAUCUAUCGCCGAAGUACGCAACGUGGAAACGAGGGAAGGCCUGUUGUGAGCACACCUGUCAUUCUUGGUCCGAAUCUCUACAAGUUGGACAACCGAAGGUUCGUUCUGCACUAAAUGCUUUUGCACCAGACAAAACUACAACGAUGCAAACUUCCAGAUCUAGAUAAAGGGCACCAAUAAUGUCUCACCGAUACUCGUGCUGAGCACCAACUCAGCUCAUUUGGCAAGUAAAGACAGGCCGCAGCUAUCAUUACAGUCUCCAACAGACUAUUUCGUAAAGGUACAACAAACCCCCAUUAUGAGGCUAGCACACAAUUUUGGGGUCUUUGCAGUUUCCAUACUUCUGGAAUCUCGUUAGCCCGAGACAAACGUAUUUUAAUGUGUAAACACAGACAGCCAGCCGUCGGAAACCGGCUAAGCUGUCAACUCAACAAUUACGCUGAUAACUCACAGAACUAUUCCUUGGGGUAGUACGGUCGCUAGUGAAGCUUUGUUCAAGUAAGGCCUUACCAGCCAUUUACGGAUUGCCAAGGAUCUGAGACGCAAUGUCCCUUUUAUUUCUGGAAUGCUGGUAAUUAUGGUUUUAUGAACGAGGAAAAAUGACGACACAAAAUGGGAGUAUGGAGGAAAAGAUGAGGAGAAACAGUCAUAUCAAAAUGAAUUAUUUGAAAUCUGCCAUAACAACUAUGAAUUACAUCAGUCUAUUAGUUGUCUGGUGGAUUUUGGAUGUUUACUUAGGAAAUCCUGCAUGAGCAGUCAGCUUACUGUAUCAGAUUUGGUUGAUCCAGACGUCGCAGUAGGUUGGGCGGGUAAACUUGACCCAAAUGUAAUUAAACUUGCGUCGUGCGGUGGGGCCUCGUCACUCAGGUCACUAGAGAAUUGGCUGUACUAAAGCUUUCCGCUUGCUGUCAGUGGUACGACUCCCACCGAGGCACCGAGUUUUUCACAGUUGGGUCAAAAUGAGUUAUUUGAAACCUGCCAUAACACAUAUGAGCCGUAGCACAUGAGCCUGGUCGUCAUCUGUUGGAUUCUAAAUGAGCAGAAGUUUGUUUAAAUGCUCAAAUAGUCCCAGUUCGAAAAACGGUGUGUCUUAUCAAACUGUAAACUAACUGGAAGCUCAAAAUGCCCCAAAGUGUACGAGUCUCGUCUUGACGGGAAGGGAAGGUCUCGUGGGAACCGAUAAAUACUUGGACGUAGUCCAAAGUAAAAAAAACGACCUCUGAGGCAGCUGUAUAGUGCCCACCUCCCUCCUGUCAUGAGUUAUUGUAAAAACGCAAUUCGAAAGUCAACCCAACACCGAAAUGCGUGAAUAAUAAGCUAAACCGUAAUUUUAAACCAAAAUCAUUAACCGUAACCGCAAAUCUGACCCUAAAAAAGCCCCAGCCUCAACUCCGAAACUAACCUCAACUCUAACACUAAGACCAACCAGAACCUUAACUCUAAAACUGACGCCAACCCUUAACCCAUAAUCGACCUCAACCCUUAUUUUGUAAUCAAGCCUAGCACGUACCAUAACUCUAAUUCUACACUCAUCCCAGACCCUAGCCAUAAAUCCAUGGACGCAAUACAAUGCAAUACAGCAGCCACAGAACCGUCUGAACGGCGGAAAAACCCUAAUGUACUACGACUGUGCCCCUAGGUCCCCUCCUCCAAACCUUUGCCCUGUUCGCCAAUUUCCAACCCCACCAGCAAGAAUCCCAUAGUCCUUAUCCCAAUCUCAGAAGCUGAACAGCAACAUGUACAGUAACUUGAAUACCGAGUGAUCGGAUUCUAACUCGCAGUAUUACAGGCCCACCCAAAUCAAAUAAUUGACCAAGUACAUAGUAAUAAAAACGUGGUGCUACGCAUUAGAUCCUUACCUGCGAAUUAAUACAUGCUGUAUGCAGCCUAGUCAGGAACCAGUGAAUCGCCGGCCCCCUUGAUGUGCAACAACCAAAGGCUCAUGUGUCGGUGCAGGAAAGAGAUAUUUGCCCUAGGAAAACCUGGGUUCUGAAUACUUGCACGAAAAUUCGACUGUCGUUACCGACGAUUUUACAGUGUGCCCCAUUGUAUGGUGAACGCAGGGACAGUGACUCGCGCGCGAAUUAGUUUUUAGUGAUAGUAGACUUGCACCGCGCCCAUAGCGCUCUCUCCGUUGUCACCCGCCAGAACUCGCUGUCAAGACAGAGUCAAGAAGACCGGAGGCGAGAUCGGGCACAGUAUCUGUCAAAGCUAACCAAUCCGUCUACGAAUGCCACGCACGCCUGGUCCGCCAACUAUGGACUGUGUUUGCGCACGAACGAGGCAGAGGCACGGCUUGGAUCCUAACUGAGCGGGAGUCCCGUAGAGGUCACUUUCAGAUCAGAUCAGAUUUAUUAAGGGAAAGGUAGGCGAGCGCCUUUGAACUCCCUUUUGGUUACAAUAACGUCAUAAAAAACAAUGUGUAAGGCAAGUGUGAAAAAAAUUAGGUAAGUAAUUGCAUGCAACAAGCAUUGGUCACUGGUAUGAAUUUGUCUGUGUAUGCCUUCUAUGUCAAAAUUGUACAAUCUCCAGUACGGUACUGAAUGGACCAAGUAAUAUCGAAGCAAGCGCAUAUGUGGCGGUGAGGAGAUAGCUAAAAUUGUAGAACGUAAUGUUACUAAAAUAUAGGGAGUAGCAUGCUUUGUAACAUAAAACGUUGGGUGGGGCGGGUGGUACAGGGGGGAAAUUUGUUAGUUUCUGAUGCUGUGGAGGUACAUAUCCCUGUACUGGUCAAGCUUUCUCUUAAAUGAGUCCACGGACGAGGAAAUGACGACGUCCAAAGGCAGGGCGUUCCAUGCCUUUACCACUCUGUGGCUGAAGAAGGACAUUCUUGCGUCCAGUCUCGCUCCUGUCACACGUAGUUUCAGAGGGUGUCCUCUCAAGCUAGUAGUGGUGGCCAGCUCAAAGAAGUCGCUGGAUGCGAGGAGCCAUUGAAGUCUGAAUCUCCAUCCUGGAAAAGUGACCGGGUUAUCCGGCCAGUUAUCAGCCAUCCAAGCCACGGUUUUUUGCGCAUCGUAACAGUUUAAUAGCGUGUUAUAUUCUUUAUAUUGAGAAAUAUGUGCUGAGCGCAGUGGGAAUGAAGUUCCCAGAGUCGACCGCUCUCUUCCCUCUCCGAGGCACCUGUCCACUAUCCCAUCCGGUUAGCCAGCUGAUGCGGGUACUGGGUGCCGGUGGCUGGCACAGCGUGAGCCGGCGACUAGGCGUACCACCACACCCCGAUUCAUGGUAUUUUUAUGACCGCGCAGCCCAAAUAACGCGUGCCGAACCCUCAUCUGGCCCUCUUGUCGGUCUAACACAUCUACCACGUGGUUAAUUGUGGAGGCAGGAAUGCUUACACAGAACAGUGAUGCGCACAUGUUUUGCCGAACCAGUAAGUCUUCUUCAAAGGCAAGAUGUCUUUAUAUAUUCAGAAAGUAAAAUGAGUUAUUGGCCAAGAUUCCCAAGGUCAUGAGCCCUCUUGUUCAACAGCUUCAGUAUUGCCGCACAUCCAUAACCCUGACGUUAAUUAUUUCUGUUUCGAGGGCCCUAAAGGUAGGGCAGUGUACAUCAAGUCUUAAGGCGAGUCAAAAGCGCCUGUGGCAAGUCAGAUGUUGGACAACUGCCGUGUCAUUUACGAAGUUCGACCUCUUCUCCAGCCGGUUUAAAUAAUUACAGCCCUGUAAUAAGGCGUAACUCAUUAUCACCACCUCAUCUACGUUGGCGGAUGACUAGGUGUCGUAGCCUGUCAAUUACUGUCAACGCCUCCCUUUGAUAUUCUUAAGUCAAUUUUUGUGGGAUUAAUCAACUUUAUUCUGUGGCCCUGUUUCGUAGUUCCUUAUGUAACUAUAAUUUACAUAUUUUUUUUCUAAUAAGAAUUGACUCGCCGCCUCCCGAAGCUGAUGUGAUCUUCAUCAAUGGAAUGCACGGCAGCGUCUUUUAUACUUGGCGUAAACGUGUACCCAAAUCUUCCGGUUCUUCGAGAAUCCACGCGGAACCUUCCGUCUGCUGGCCAAAAGUUUGGUUUGAUUGCUAUAUUUUUCUUGUAAUUGAAAGUCUGUAUAAUCUUUUGGCAGAGAAUACAACUGGGCUCACGCUCUCCAGCCAUUAAGAGCCUGUUGAUCCGACCAGACAGUAGGAGAACGCCCCCUAUCCAGUUUUGACUAUGUUUCCCCCAUCCACGGCCAGAGCCCUCAGGGGUUAUCAAAGAUCCACAAGCGAGCGGUAGGGAACAGGGAUAUUGUUGACAGCUGAAAGACCAGCACAGUUAUUUCGGGCGAAUUUGUAGAUAUCUGGACGCUGGAAUUCAACAAAACUGACUCGACUCUGGCUGGCUGAGAACUGCCAAACGAUCCCAAAUCAUAAUAAUCUUUGUCUCGUCAUUAUCGGUGUACCUGUCUGCUAUCACAAUUUUGCUGAAAAAGUGGUUAAGUUAUUACUUGGAAUUAAAAUUUACACGAAAGUGCUGUUUUACAAGCAGACUUUAGCAAUGGGACUUCCAGCAGGAAUUUUUUCACCAGUGAAAUGCACGAUAAACUUAAAACGCAGGAGGCUCGCGACUUUAGGAAAACAUCUCGCUGGGUGGCAAUGUACUCUUCCGAGUUCCUGGUAGCGACCGUCACUGCUGCAGAAUAUCUCUGCCCUCUAAGGACACUGGGUUUAAAAGUAGUACUCGAAAGCCUCUCUACCGUUGUGUUGGUUUAUCCUCGGGGUCUGACAUAUUUACUAGCUUUCUUCCGUGAUGUUGCGAAGGUGUUACUAAACGGUUUUGCCUAUUCCGAUCGUUUACCUGUAGCAUAUUUCAUCCAGCUACUUGUCCACAAAAUCAUUUUCAACGCUAAACCUAUCCACGUCCAAAUACGGACUUAAUUAUGCAUGCGUUUCCCUCACCAGGAAUGGCUUAGUAAGGAGUUUCCGAACACGAGGAUUAUUGGUGUCGACGCCAAUCUGCGGUUCUUCGUCUGGAAUGAAAUCUGCUUCGCCGAUCAGUUAAUGUAAUUUACUCUUUUAAUACUUUUGACGGCCUUUAUUCGACCCACCCAUUAUGGCACAUCACUGUUAUUUGCCUCCGGCGAGCAAUUAUGUAAUUCUUCGGACAGGACCGAAAGUUAGGACGGUUACGUGUUUAGACAUAAACCGAUAAGCGCAGUAUAUGCGAGCAUACUCAGACGAGCUGACGUUUAGUUCGUCCACCCUCAUAAGAACACAUAAACACGUGGAAUAUACGGCACCAGUCAAAAAAUAUUAUAACAGAAGAUUUAAAGGGUUGGUUUUUUUCAAAGGAGUUUGCAAUGAAAAUUAACUUGAAUAUCUCGUUAGUCUGAGCGAAAACCAAUCCAAGCAUGUUCACCCAUGAUAUCGAGAAUCAUCUAGACACAUUUUUUCACAAGGACUCGGAAUACCGUGAAAACCACAUAUCUAAACACUGCUGGAGACACCUGAAGACCACAUGUUGGAUGUAUGUCGAGACUUCAAAUUAGAUAAUCACGAAAUAGAGUCGAUAUUUCCUAAAAGCUGAAUUGCUGACUAAGUUAACCCUCAUGGACUUCAACAACGACAGAUUUCCGAUAUGCGACUUUAGUAAUUAGAAAAGUAUGCGAUGAGGAUACGCUCACCUUGGAUAAGUUCCUACCAGAUCAGUAAUUUUUUUCUAUAAAUAAAAGGUCGAUUAAGUCGUGUAGGUAUUUAGAGAAAUCUAGGUAGGUUUGCCGAUUCACGAAGGUGGAAUGGUGGGAAUAGUGGAGGACAAGUAUACACACUCAGUGUCGUCCAGUCAGCUAAGAGUACUGUGAGUGGAACGAGAGUCGGGGUGAUCAUCUUUGCCUGAGGGAAAGCCUGAAAAAUUGCCUUCAUUUAGCCGGUUAAUUGGCUUUCGACCAUGGUAAACGCAGGGCCAGCAUGACUUUAAUUUACGCGUGCAAGACCACAGGACGUAAUCUAAUGGGGGGACGUUUCUGCUGUUGCUAGUUUACGCUGGCCUCAUUUUUUUCGCAUAGUUCGGUGAGACAUUGUAAAUCCUUUAUUGGGCUUCCCUGGGGUUCACACGAUGUUCGAAAUCAGUCAUGCGUGUGGAGUAGCGUGGCCUUGGUUCAUAACUCCUCCCCUUCUCACCCAUGUUAAUGCGCGGUGUAGCAGGACAUUGGUCAAGGACAAUGACUAGACUUGAGCAACUGGAAUGGUCCAUAAAAUGCUCGGCCGAGACGUCUCCUUAGGUGUUCUCUCAGCAGUUUCUUCGAAAGGUAACUUUGCGAAAGAUACUUUUCUGCUCUGCUGUCAGUACAGUGGGUUUUGUCGGACUUUUAGUAAUCUUCCCUACAAUAAAUCGAUCAGGGUACCCGUUCUUUCGAAGUAAAUUCUGGAUCUUCACAAACUCUCACUUAGUACCACCUAUCGAACAAACGUUUCUAGCCUUUUAUUAUAAACAACAAACCAAAGUGUGCGAAAGCUCUAAAGUUGAUUUAGGUCGGAUAUGGUUAUGUAGCCCUACCUGAAGUAAACAAACCCCAGUCACCUCUAAUACGGGACUGGUGGUAAUAGAGGUUUUUACAGGUUGGGCCGGGGAACGCACAGCCGACGAGGGCAAGUACCUGCAUGCAAAAGGAAAGAUGUUGGAAAUGCGCGGUUGUACUUUGAAUAGUUGAGAAAUAGUUGCGCUAAACCUUAAACACUAAUCCCUAAUUAUACCCCUAACGCUACCCCCUAGACCUAACCCGUAACCCCACCUGCAACAGUAUUGUGUCCAUCAGGUGGGGCUACCAAGCCACAUCUUACGUUGUUUUAUUGCCCCAGCGAGAGUUUCUUCCUAUGAGCGCUUUUCCGAACACCGUCAUCAAGUCUUUUACUUAAAAGCACGUCAGAAAGGGAGAAAACCUACCACUGUCCUCCUCAGCAUGAAUUAGAUCGGCGGAUGCGCCUGAUUUACAAUGUCGAGGAGAGCAGCCUCCCUAAGAAUAAAUUGACUCGGACAGGACCAAGAGGCACCUCAUAGCAAGCCCGUCUACUUGUUUACGCAGAUCGUUGUUAAAAAGUAACUACGCGUUUAACAUGCAAUCAUGCUAUAUUGCCUCGAAUAUGUUUAUUGGUAUUCCCGUUUCCCAAUGAUUGGCUGGUGGGGAUUCGCAGAGUUAGUCGAAUGUUUUGUUGACCGGUUCGUUUAUAGAGUAACGAAAUGCCUAAUGAGACCAGAAGGCCUAAUGAUGACCAUUAUGGUUGGGCAAAAGACCUUGGCAUCAUCGACGAAUUCGAGGAAAUCCCGGUAACUAAAUGAGCUAGCCAGCAUUGUAGGAAUUUGAAUUUCUCUGCUAACCAUUUCGCUAUCUCAUGUUCAAAGGAGUUUCGCGCAUCCGAAAUCCGACGAACUUGCGUGUAGUUUUUGUGUCUUGAGUUCGUCUGGACAGUAUUUUCCAUUGAUCGCCUACCUAAAUUCUUCUGGUAUGACUACAAUUAACUAAAAUUAGCUAGUGUUGACUUAGAGCGUUGAAUUUUGGCUGCAGAAUCGAAUUUCAUCUUGUGUGUUUAGUCCCAGAAAUUCUCAAACUUGGUUUCUAGUUCUAACGGAUGAACAUGUCCGCGAGUGAUGCAGAACUUUAAAUUAAGAGGUACUGCUCCGAAAAACCUUUUCCGCAGCGGUGUAGAUUGAUAGUUUUGCACGUACCGGCCUCAUUACUUUUAGAUACAUUAAUCCCAGGUCUUGCAGUUGCCAUGUCUUAAAGCUUACUCAAAGUAAUUUUCCGUGCCUCUUCGCCCCUCGACACUGCUCAUCCAAACACUCUCUUCAUCCAUACUACUCACUCCCAGCUGACUAGACAACACUGACUGUCUCCUCCUGUCCUUCCUUAUUCCCCACUUUCCACCUUCGUGAAUCGAUGAGCUUAACUCGACUUCUGUAGGUACUCGCGUGAUAUAAUUAACAGCUGGUCGGAAUUUAUUGGGAAGACACGUGUGCUUGCCGCGUAUUCAUUGACUCUUUCAAUAGACUUUUGGAAUAUUUCGUUACCCGACUUUUUUCUUACCACCAAUAGAGUAAGUAAGCCCUACUUAUAUUUGGUUAUUCGUCCAUCGUUCUUGUUAGGAGCGAGUCUGAGAAGCUUUCCUUUGGAGGAUUUACUCCAAGGUCACUCGUUAAUGCCCGAAGAAAUUAAAAAAAUCAACAGAGAACGCGCCCGCUGGUUACGUCUUGCAGCUCAGCCUAGAGCCCCCGCAGGCAGUCGCAUUACGACCAGUCUCCUGUGUACCGAUGAUAUCCCAUUCGGAUGACUGUAUUAUACAGUUUCGUUCGAGUCUUGACCUGAACUUAUAUGGUUGAUUUGUGUUGAUGACGUCUAUGCCGAUCUACGACAAUGUAGUGGCGACCGCGCUUUCCUAUUCAUGGGCACGAUAAGUGACACAGGACCAACAUCUGGAUAAAGCCGAGCGGGAACUUAACUAUGAUUGAGCUCGGCCACAUCUGAUAGUUGUAUUUCGAGCACGUCGGCCUCCUCCAUUUGUUGCAGCUCGUGCUGUGUGUGUGUGCGCUUUAUUUCUCACUGUCAUCAGACCAAAUCUUGAUUAACCUGAGAAGAUGAAAUAGGAGGAAUAACGGAUUUAUCCUGUGCAAAACCGUUGGCUACCGUCUCAGGCAGCGGCGGCUCCUGGAGAGACCACUGCAUGUGUUGGCAGCGUUAAGACCUGCCGGGGAGAGGGGGGAAAGAAAAUCUGCGUGGUCUGUUGCUUUUACUGGUUUUCAGGGGGCGAUUUCAAUGGCCUUGUGUUUUGGCUUACCCGAACUGAGGCACGCCAAUCAUGGACGAUCGCUGCAUUUUUGUUUGUUUGUGUUGCAGUCGGACUGUUAGGUAAGGGCGUUUGUGAGCGUCCGCUCUGAAGGUGCAUGACCUUCAGAUAACAAUGCGUUGGACGAAAUUGUUGCGUGUCGUUUUGGCGGUCAGCAACAGAUCUCGACUCCUUGAUUUCUGGCGUCAGUGCGGGGACUCUGUUUCAAGAAUGUGCGAGGGUUGCCGAUCUCAACUGACUUGAAUGAUUGUCCGCCCACAGGCCCGAUAGUUCGGACCAAUAUAGAGACGGAUUCCGAUGACCGUACCCUCUUCCCCUCUUGUAUAUUACAGAAUGACCGAAACAUCCACGUACUAUACUCGAACAUUACAUAGAGGAAAUGCGAGCUAUCUUUCCAUUAUGAGCCUAGCCCGUAAUUUGGUGCUUGGGGUUAUCAAAACUACUGACAAAUAGGGUAUAUAUUUUCUCGAGAGGUAUUACUAUCCCCGUAAGGGAGGUUUAAAUGACGAUGUUCGACUCCGUUGCCAUCGUCAACCAGCCUCACCCUUACAAUGACAUUAAAUCAAACAGCCCACUACUGAGCCACAUGUCCGUCACUUUGUCUGCUAGAAGCUGGGCUAUUAAAACACGGAAAAUUGCUGUUCCUCCACCUUUGCUGAUUGCAGGCUGGAAAUUGCAUAACUCCCCUUUUGCCUUGGCGCUCCGGCCUAGAAUUGUUGCAGGCGAUCGCGUGGCGACGGACGGUCAGGUGUUACGGAAUUGCCCGCAUUCUGUCCCGCAGUGACGAUUGACCCGCCAGCGCCAACUCCCUGUUUAUAUAUGAUGAUGUGAAACUGCUUCAGAGAAAUCUGUGUUCUCUACACGGAGUGUUUAAGAUCUGCAACUAGUCCUCCUGAUUCUAACUAAUAAGUCUUGUGACGUUAUUUGGACAGUAAUCAUUCUUUAUGCAGUUGCCUCCGAUCUUGCCUACUUUAAUCUGUAUUUUCUCUCUACUGCGUAAAAACGUUAUCCGUAAAUUUUGUUGUGAAUUCGCUUGCGUACUUACUGCACACGAUCCCUGAAAUAGUUCUUAGUAGCGACUGUUUAAUAUUACAACCACUUUUAUAAUUACAACUCUACUUUUUGAAGACGCAAAAUGAAAAAAAACAUAUGAGAUAUCUGGCUAUGUGAACCAUGCAAAAAUCAUUUAUGCGUUUCCUUAACUUUAAGAAUUUGCAAGUAGUAUGUAAUUGUGGGCUUAAACCGCAUACAUAUCGACUCUUAUGCACGAAGUUAUGUAGUUUUAACGAUUUUGCUGGACCACUUACUUUGGAACUUGGAUUCAAUCAAAAGGCUUGGUUUCCCUAGUAAUAAUAUUCUACACGAACAUCUGCUUCAGGCGUAGUAUCGACCAAAGGGCACGCAUCAUCUUGCGCCAGCUUCUGGUCGCUGGUGUGGGCGAGCGCCCGAUCAUCUGGGUCAGCCACUCGGCUGGAGGUACGUGCUAUAUAAGACUCAGAGUAUUGAAUCAAAUUAAAAAUUCUGACUAUCGAAUCGGGUGUUAAAGCAAUAAAAGCGAAGAUGAGGGUCUUAGAUUAUUGUCGAAAAAAGAUGAAAAGUGCAUUGCGGAAGUCUAUGUCUAUGCUUGUUAUCCUAUCUAUAUCUAGGGUACGUUCUUUUUGAUCUCUACCCGAGGCCUGAAGUCUUUUCCUGUUCGUGCGCAUGCAGUUACUUACCGAAAAAUGGGAAGGGGAAGAGAGCAGUUAGGGACCGGAGCCAUUGGACCCCACAAUACGGUGGAUCCGAUGCAAACAAUAUGCGCCUAGGAUUUUGCGCAUGUAGAGUGUAGAAGAUCGUACAAAGACACACAAGUUCGCCUUUAUCUCAUAUCUUUCACAAUGUGGAGUCAAGAUAGCAGAUCCCGAUGGAGGUAAACUGAGCAAAGAGCAUCCGAAUCUUAGACGUAGACUGCCCGUGUGUUUUAUGAUGGCUCUGAAAAGGGAAAGAAGAGAUUCCCAUUUUCUUCUUCAGUGCUCUAAACCGAAUUGUUUUUUUUUCUGGCACCGACGACCAAAAUUGAUAACUUCAAAAUAACAUCCAAAAACGGGCAACUAGCAGAAUCAUCAAAGCUCAGAAAGGUCUUCAGAAAAUGGGUCGCUGUUGGAGAGCCGAAAUUACUUCAGUGUGUUUGAGGUUAUACCAACCUUCUAGCAGUGUGUAACUCAAAAGGUAUCCUUUCCGGCACCUUUGUGUUCGUUUCACGUGUAGUCUCUGCUGAUAGUUUUCAGAUUAAUCCAUUUUAGUAAGACAACGUAUUCUUUUCGGUGGUAACGUUCCUACCUCACCCCGGCUCUGGAUGGAGUCACGCGGUAUCUGUCCCCUCUGUUGUCAUUCUACCAUUCAUCGGUCCUAUCAAACGUUAUCUAUAAACUCUGAUAUAGUCUUUAAAUUUGACUCUUCUGCUGUCUCUCUGUCUGAAUCAUAUCUGGUCAGUUAUAAAGGGCAACGGCACUUUUCGGCAUGCAGGCUGUUUGCCUGUCUGUUUCUUCAGGACUACGUAUGUAAACCUUACUAUAAUCUAAUAGUAGCGAGGUUUUUGGUCUCAGCUGCGUUUUCUGACGGGUUGUAAGAUAAACCAACGAGAAGUUGCUCGCUUCCAUUAGGUCCAGCUUGCUAGUUAGGGAUAAGGGAGAGACGAUAGAUCGCACCAAACAUAGCUCAACGGUUGAGCACAUGGAGCUUUAACUGCCUCUCACUGUGAAGCUGCAAGCUACCUUAUGUCUCAUGACUUUUUUUAAAAAAAGUAAUAGCUGAAUAGUAGAAUUACGAAUUACGACAUAUCCUAUCAGUGGAUAGAAAGUUUCACUAUUCCGUAGUAUGCAGUCCGUCACACUGAUCGUGGAGCUCUGCAUACUUAAACAUUUAAUUACAUUUAUGAAGAGAAAUGAAAAAAGUAAGAUACAAAAAACUGAUUAUAAUAUUCCAGUGACUUAUGUCUACACUGGUUUGAACUUGCAUUUUGUUUUUCCCUCCACCUGAGUGGCGUGACGAGGCACUCUCGUUGCAAUUUUAGUUAACUCAAAAUGAGGACUCCCUUUUUUAAAUUUACGGCUAUAAAACAUGCUUUUUCGACUUUGUACCGCACUGCCCUAGGCAUAUUAAACAAGGAAAUCUUGCGAAUAUCCGCCACGCACUUUGCUGACUGGACAAAGAAUACGGAUCCAAUUGUACCCUUGGAGCUCUCAGAAGAAAUUUCCAUUCCCUUCAAUUCAUUUGCCUUCUGCGAUAACUGUGAGUCAGAGAACCAAACAGCGUCACCCGCUAAGGUCGUUCGUGUGUUACCUCAGGUCGCAGAAGUGGCGAAGAAGUCCAGCCUAAUCAUUUUCCUGAGCGUUCCUCAUCGCGGUGGAGUGAACCUGAAUCAUUAUUACUUAUACCCGAUGAUCACUAAGCUGACACCUGAAGCUCUUGACCUUCGGAAAGGUAAUGGUUGCCCUCACUGCGUUUGA